AUGCCCGAGCGUGAUCUCGAUCCCAACCUCAUCCCCUCGCUGGGCAGCCACCCCUGGGAGCGUGGUACCCCAGAACUGCGGCCAUCGGGGCUCCCCGCCUUGGGUACCUCCAGCAAGGACGCGUGCUCGGAGCAAGCGUGCGGCUCUGGCCUGACUUUGACGGCAGCGACUUCUGCCCGCAUGAAGCGACCCCUGAGCCCAUCCCACAGCCCCGAGAAUGGGGUGCGGCUGGUGGAGGUGGCCGGCUGCCCACCGAGCCAGCCCGAGCAGCGCAUGAAGCGGGAGAAGAAGCACCAGUCGUUCACGCUCUGCGAGGUCUGCAACAUCCAGCUCAACUCGGCUGCGCAGGCGCAGAUCCACUACAACGGCAAGUCCCACCAGAAGCGCCUCAAGCAGCUCAACAAGGGGAAGAUGCCGGCAGUCCAAGGUCCCUCCGGACACAGCAGCCCCCUCUUAGCAUCGUUGCCCAUCCCCGGCCGUCCCCUUCAUCCCCCCUUGGACAUCAAGCACUUUCUGACCUUCAGGCUCAACGGGACAUCACCGCUCAACCUCUUCCCCAACUUCAACACGAUGGACCCGGUGCAGAAGGCAGUGAUCAGCCACACCUUCGGCGUGCCUGCCCCGCUCAAGAAGAAGCAGUUCAUCUCCUCGCAGGCGAGCUGCUUUGGCCUCCCCCGGGGUGGCUGCACCCACCCGGAUGCUGCGCCCUGGCCGGGCUGGCUCUGCCUCCUGUGGAGGUGCCGUCCCAGCCUGGCCAAGCUGUAUCAGCAGAGCCUGGGGCUGGGUGCUGCUCUGCCAGCAAAAAACCAGGCAGAAGCUCACUACAAGGGCCACAAGCACGCACGGAGGCUGAAAGCCAUCGAGGCCAUGAAGAACAAGCAGAAGGUGGUGGGGGCUGCAGCGGUGGCCACCGGCCGGGACGGCACAGCCGACUUCGCCCCCAGCCCUGAGGGCAGCGGGGAGCCCGGCAGCACAGCUCCAGCCGACGGCCUGCAGGAGCCGGAGGGCGAGUGCAGCAGCCUGGGGCUGACGCCCAGCGCCGAGGAGCCGCCCGAGUCGGGCAGCAGCGUCAGUUCGGCCCCCGAGAGCGAGAAGGAGGGGAAGAAGAGCAAACAGCACCUGUACUGUCCCACCUGCAAAGUGACCGUCAACUCCCUGUCCCAGCUGGAGGCUCACAACACCG
Egretta garzetta (little egret) is the source of this 1183-nucleotide messenger RNA. RefSeq names its product zinc finger protein 385B-like. The annotation marks the transcript as partial. NCBI's taxonomy places the organism in Eukaryota, Metazoa, Chordata, Aves, Pelecaniformes, Ardeidae. The transcript has 8 exons. The record is from RefSeq and is a predicted model, not a curated record. Gene Ontology annotation, molecular function: zinc ion binding; nucleic acid binding. Gene Ontology annotation, cellular component: nucleus.